This is a messenger RNA of Carlito syrichta (Philippine tarsier), 2712 nucleotides long. It is a transcript of the gene CHURC1, whose product is annotated as churchill domain containing 1. Gene Ontology annotation, molecular function: zinc ion binding. The transcript has 4 exons. The record is from RefSeq and is a predicted model, not a curated record. NCBI's taxonomy places the organism in Eukaryota, Metazoa, Chordata, Mammalia, Primates, Tarsiidae. Bases 10 to 420 code for a protein of 136 amino acids. Gene Ontology annotation, biological process: positive regulation of DNA-templated transcription; multicellular organism development; fibroblast growth factor receptor signaling pathway.
UUAGGGCGCAUGCGACGACGCUCUCGCGAGGUUUCGUCUUCCCGGAAGCGGCGGAGGGCGUGCUUUGUCGACGGCGUCGCGAUGUGUGGGGACUGUGUGGAGAAGGAAUAUCCCAACCGGGGCAACACGUGCCUGGAGAAUGGCUCCUUCUUGCUAAACUUCACGGGUUGUGCUGUGUGCAGUAAGCGGGACUUCAUGCUGAUCACAAACAAGUCCCUGAAAGAAGAGGAUGGAGAAGAGAUAGUCACCUAUGAUCAUCUGUGUAAGAACUGUCAUCACGUAAUAGCCAGGCACGAGUAUACAUUCAGCAUCAUGGAUGAAUUUCAGGAGUAUACCAUGCUGUGUCUGUUAUGUGGCAAAGCUGAAGAUACUAUCAGUAUUCUCCCUGAUGACCCCAGACAAAUGACUCUGUUAUUCUAAGGAUGUUUCUUCCGUUCCAUUGUACAAUAUAGCAAGCCCGAUGGUUUGUCGUUACUUAGUUUAUAUUGAAAAUUCUAUGCAUGUUUUUUCUGCUGAGACUGACUUAUUCGUUAAAAGAGAAAGUAAUUUAGGAGGUUGUUCUUUAGAGCUGAGCUCUUCUGCUAAAGUUAGAAGUUCAUAUUAGGUAGCCAGAGUGGAGCACCUUUGUUAGCAGUGAUGUAGCCAGAAAGUUGCACACCUGAUACCCAGACCUUGGUUUCCAAUAGAAGGAACCAGGGCUCCUUUGAAAAAUGGCUGAUUUUAGGACUGGGUCAGGAAACACACAAGACGAGCCUGGAGCAUCUUGUACCACAGAAAAAUGAAGUGCUGAAAUGGAAAAAUCUCAGUGAUUGGGAGUAUGUCUAACAGAGGAGCCAACUGAAAGAGCUUCCUUCCAGUGACCAAAGCUGGAGCAAUUUCAGCAACAAAAUAAAGUAGUAUUGGAUUAUAACCCAGACUGUGUAAUAAAUAUCUAAGGGUCCAUUCUGAUAGAAAUAAAUGAUUGAAUGAACGAAUGAGAGAGGAUAGACAAAUCUCUUGUGCAGAAGAAUUCCAAAUGGCUUAUGCAGAUACUCCCCACUGCUUAAGUGUGAGCUCUGCAGAGUGCCUUCCUUGCAAAGAGUAUAAUACAGAAAGAAGGAAAGAGUAACUUUAUAGUGGAGAAACCUGAUGAGCUGUCUCAGCUGGGUGAUUGGGGUUCACAUCGUUGAUGACAAGCCCUGUGACACUAUAUGCCCUUGAUAUGGUGUGAUGAGAAUCUUUACUUCUGUGGUCUUCUUCCCAAAAACCCAUAACCCCAGUCUGCUCAUGAGAAAAACGUCUCACAAAUUCCACUCAAGAGACAUUCUAUAAAAUACCUAACCAGUACUCCUCAAGACUAUCCAGGUCAUCAGAUACAAGGGAAGUUUGAGAAAUGGACACAGACAAGUAGAGCCUGAGGAGACAUGACUACUAAUUGUAGUGUCCUAAAUGGGAUUCUAUACCAGAAAAAGCAAAUUGGUAGAAACCAGGGAAACCUGAAUAAAGUGUAAAUUUUGAUUAAUCUUGAUGAACAGAAUGGUUUCAAUUGCUCCAAAGGGAUCUUGGAAUCUCUUGCUUUGCAUAGUUGAAUGAGCACUGGCUUAGGGGUUAUCAACACUGACAUUUAGGUCCCUCCACCAGUUAGUGGCAAUAUAACUGUUAAAGCAUUAUUUUGGGCUUUAUAGCCCUGUUUCUAUAAAAUUGGCCUAGUAAAAAUUGAUAUUACACUUUCUUCAUAGUAUUGUUAGGUGUUCCAAAUGAAUUAAUAUAUGUAAAAUACUUUGGAAAGCAUAAAAAGUACUAGAUACAAUAAGGUGGCUUCAGUUCUUCUCAUUCUAAGACCAAAAUGUAAAGGGUCAGGCAUUGGAAACAAAAUUGUUUCCCUUCAUGUCUAAGAGACUUGGAAAUUCUGAACCAAGACUUUGCUUAUAAGAAAAAAAAGUGAGCAAAGAGUUCACUGUAGAUACCAGGGAAAAGCUUUGUAGAGUAACAGCAAUAAUAAUAAUAGCUGAGGUUUAUUGAGUACUUACUAUGUGCCAAGACCAUUUUAAGCACUUGUUUAAUCCUCAGAAACAAUUCCAUGAGGUGGAUUCUAUUAUUCUAGUUUUAGAGCCAAAAAACUGAGGUACAAAGAAGGCAAAUAACUGGUUCAAUUCACACAGCUAGUCCAGCAGCUCACUGUCAAUUGUGCUGGGUCAGCGUGAAGUGUGAGGGUCUGAAGGUCAGGAAGAGGCUGAGAAUGUCAUUUUCAGCACUGAGGCAUCUAGGCAGGUCACAUCAAGAUUUAUCAUUCAGGAAAGUCAAGUCAGCUGCUCGUAGAGAUCAGUUGUUUUAUUCCUGGAAAAUGUUUUCCAUUUUGCUGCAAAUCUAUAUCUGACCUGCUAAGGAAAUCGUUUGGCAAAAUGAAUCCAGAAAGCAGAGAAAAUGCUUCAUUACUUUAAAUAGCAGCUCUAAGCCCAUUAUAGCCUCUGAAUUGUCCCUUCUUGGAGUUUGGUAAUGCUUCCAUCUUAGGUAUUUGAGGAUCAGGAGCACAAUUUUAUAUGCCCUGCCAAGGUCCUCGUUGCAGAAUGUGUAAUUAUCUAUUUGUUUUGGACUGUAUAGUUCAAGCAUUUACAACAUAAGAUCCUCUCCAUCUAUUGUGUUAUUAUUAACCCAGGAUUGUGCUGUUUUGUGAUACUUUUUCAUUUUCUGGAAUUCUGUGGAUCUGAUAGAAUAAAGACCUCUUUAACCCAG